Salvia splendens (bonfire salvia) is the source of this 3332-nucleotide messenger RNA. Its product is annotated as phosphoenolpyruvate carboxylase. NCBI's taxonomy places the organism in Eukaryota, Viridiplantae, Streptophyta, Magnoliopsida, Lamiales, Lamiaceae. The record is from RefSeq and is a predicted model, not a curated record. Gene Ontology annotation, biological process: carbon fixation; leaf development; tricarboxylic acid cycle. Gene Ontology annotation, molecular function: phosphoenolpyruvate carboxylase activity. The coding region runs from base 147 to 3041 and encodes 964 amino acids. Gene Ontology annotation, cellular component: apoplast; chloroplast; cytosol. The transcript is spliced from 12 exons.
UUGUACCUGUAUCUUUUGUCCUUAAAUCUCUCUCUCUCUCUCUCUCUCUCUCUCUCUCGCUCACUGUCUCACUCUCACUUUUCGAUCCCCUUCUUGCUCAAGAAUAUACCAUCCCAGCUUCAGAGUUGGGAGUUGAAUAGGCGGCGAUGGCUACGAGGAAUCUGGAGAAGAUGGCAUCGAUUGAUGCCCAGCUGCGGCUCUUGGUUCCUGGGAAAGUUUCUGAAGAUGAUAAGCUUGUUGAGUAUGAUGCUCUGCUUCUGGAUCGGUUUCUCGACAUUCUUCAGGAUUUGCAUGGAGAGGAUCUCAAGGAAACGGUGCAAGAGUGCUACGAGCUUUCGGCCGAGUACGAGAACCAGCGUGAUCCGAAGAAGCUGGAGGAGCUUGGGAAUGUGCUGACAAGUUUGGAUCCGGGCGAUUCGAUUGUUGUGGCGAAGGCCUUCUCUCACAUGCUUAGCUUGGCCAACUUGGCCGAGGAGGUCCAGAUUGCUUACCGCAGGCGGAACAAGAAGAAGAAGGGGGAUUACACCGACGAGAACUCUGCCACCACUGAGUCGGACAUCGAAGAGACGCUCAAGAGACUUGUGGUUGACUUGAAGAAGUCUCCUCAGGAAGUUUUUGACGCGUUGAAGAAUCAGACCGUGGAUCUGGUCUUCACCGCUCAUCCUACUCAGUCUGUGCGAAGGUCGCUGCUUCAGAAGCACGGAAGGAUUCGGAAUUGCUUAGCUCAGUUAUACACCAAAGACAUCACUCCAGAUGAUAAACAGGAGCUUGAUGAGGCUUUACAAAGAGAGAUUCAAGCUGCUUUCCGAACUGAUGAGAUCCGAAGGACUCCCCCUACUCCCCAAGAUGAAAUGAGGGCGGGGAUGAGUUACUUCCAUGAAACAAUCUGGAAAGGUGUACCUAAAUUUUUGCGCCGUGUUGAUACUGCCCUUAAGAAUAUCGGGAUUGAUGAACGUGUUCCUUACAACGCCCCUCUGAUUCAGUUCUCCUCCUGGAUGGGUGGAGACCGUGAUGGAAACCCAAGAGUAACUCCCGAGGUCACUAGGGAUGUUUGCCUGCUAGCAAGAAUGAUGGCUGCGAACUUGUACUAUUCACAAAUCGAGGACCUCAUGUUCGAGUUGUCCAUGUGGCGUUGCAGUGAUGAGCUUCGUGGACGAGCUGAUGAACUCCUCACAUCUUCAAAGAGAGAUGCCAAGCAUUACAUAGAGUUCUGGAAAACAAUCCCCCCAAGCGAGCCCUACCGUGUCCUUCUUGGUGACGUAAGGGAUAAGCUCUACCAGACACGUGAGCGUUCUCGUCAUUUGCUUGCUCAAGGAAUGUCUGAGAUCCCAGAAGAGGCAACUUACACCAACAUCGACCAGUUCUUGGAGCCACUUGAGCUCUGCUACAGAUCUCUUUGUGCAAGUGGUGAUCGAGCAAUCGCUGAUGGUAGCCUUCUCGAUUUCCUGAGGCAAGUUUCCACUUUUGGCCUCUCACUGGUGAAACUCGACAUAAGGCAAGAAUCGGACAGGCACACCGAUGUCCUCGAUGCCAUUACCCAAUACUUGGAAAUAGGUUCAUACAGAGACUGGUCAGAAGAACAACGGCAAGAAUGGCUGCUGUCAGAACUCGCCAGCAAAAGGCCCCUCUUUGGUCCCGAUCUACCAAAAACCGAAGAGAUUGCUGACGUUUUAGACACGUUUCAUGUCUUGGCAGAACUGCCAUCUGACUGCUUCGGUGCCUACAUUAUCUCCAUGGCCACCGCAGCAUCUGAUGUGCUCGCAGUUGAGCUUCUGCAACGUGAAUGCCACGUGAAGAAUCCUCUGAGAGUCGUCCCACUUUUUGAGAAACUGGAUGAUCUUGAAGCCGCACCAGCUGCUGUCGCACGCCUUUUCUCGAUUGAUUGGUACAAAAACAGGAUCAACGGCAAGCAAGAAGUCAUGAUUGGGUAUUCGGACUCUGGUAAAGAUGCCGGUCGUUUGUCAGCGGCCUGGCAGCUGUACAAGGCUCAGGAGCAGCUCGUUGAAGUUGCAAAGAAAUACGGAGUGAAAUUGACGAUGUUCCAUGGGCGAGGUGGGACUGUGGGAAGAGGAGGCGGCCCUACUCACCUUGCUAUUUUGUCCCAACCACCAGACACGAUCAACGGAUCUCUUCGUGUCACAGUUCAAGGAGAAGUCAUCGAGCAAUCGUUUGGCGAGGAGCACUUGUGCUUCAGAACACUCCAGCGUUUCACUGCUGCUACGUUGGAACAUGGUAUGCGUCCCCCCGUCUCCCCCAAGCCAGAAUGGCGGACUCUUCUAGAUGAGAUUGCCGUCAUUGCUACUGAGAAGUACAGGUCGAUCGUCUUCCAGGAGCCUCGUUUCGUUGAGUACUUUCGCCUGGCAACACCGGAGCUAGAGUAUGGUCGAAUGAACAUUGGUAGUCGUCCAUCCAAGAGGAAGCCGAGUGGAGGGAUCGAAUCACUGAGAGCCAUUCCUUGGAUUUUCGCAUGGACUCAGACCAGAUUCCAUCUCCCCGUCUGGCUGGGCUUCGGAGCAGGAUUCAAACACGCCAUAGAGAAGGACAUACGAAGCCUCAAAACGCUGCAAGACAUGUACAACACAUGGCCCUUCUUCAGAGUCCAAAUCGACUUGGUUGAAAUGGUGUUCGCCAAGGGAGACCCCGGCAUUGCUGCCUUGUACGACAAACUCCUCGUCUCCGAAGACCUCUGGUCGUUUGGUGAGCGACUGAGGUCCGACUACGAGCAAACACAAUCUCUUCUGCUCCAGAUUGCCGGGCACAAGGAUCUUCUCGAAGGCGACCUGCACCUGAAGCAACGGCUUCGUCUCCGUGAUUCCUACAUCACAACGCUGAACGUGACCCAGGCGUACACACUGAAGCGAAUCCGCGACCCACACUACCACGUGAAGCUGAGGCCACAUAUCUCGAAGGAGUACAUGGAAUCCAAGCCUGCUGACGAGCUCGUCAAGCUGAACCCAACGAGCGACUACGCCCCAGGGCUCGAAGACACACUCAUCUUGACCAUGAAGGGCAUCGCUGCUGGACUACAGAACACCGGUUAAUUUAACUUGCGGCUUCUUCUUCAUCGCUUCACCCCACCUGAGACGUUUUCCCGUUCCUCACUGUACGGCCAUGAUCGACCGCGUAAAAGAGUGUUGAUCAUCUUCCUUUUUCUUGUUCUUGCACAAUGUGUCUAUUCAGCCUGGUCUGAUCUAUCUAUCUCAAAUAAAUGACACUAGUUUAUUGUGCCUUUCCUUUUCAAUGUAAUAAGGUCUGCAAUGUCACUUUGAAAGAAAAGGACCUUAAUUUAAGGUUUUUUAAACUCUUCUAUGAAUUUUAUCUUUUCAUCUUAA